CGGGAGCACGAAAUGGAAGGUGAAGUAAUGGAACUCUACGAGCUUAACUACUCGGAUCUCUUGCUUUUGUCUUCAGAAAAAAUCGCAGAGUCGCCCGAAGAAGCUCAACGGCUUGAAUCUGUAGCUAGAAUGGUGAUGGAAACCCUAGGUCCAAACGGGCCGGGCCUGCUUGCCAUCACCGGAGUCUCCAGAGCUUCAAGUUUCCGGAGAAAGUUACUUCCUUUAGCCCGGAAGCUCGCCCUGCUCAGCAAUGAAGACCGUAAAAAGCUUCUCAAGGAACAUAAUUUGGGGAGUGAUGUUCCAUUAAAGAACUUGGAGAGGAUUGUAUCAUCAUUUGCAAAGAAACUGGAGUAUGACAAGAGGUUUAAGAGUAAUUAUAAUUAUUCGUGUGAAAGUGGUCAGCUUAGGGCUGUUAAAGGAGAUGGACAAUUAGAGGUUGAUCAAAUAGGAUUCAAGAAUUUAGGAAACAUCUUCAACGAGCUAGGGUUUUGCAUGAUGGAGGUAGGACUUCGUAUUGCACAAGUCUGUGAUAAAUUGAUUGGAGGGAAUGAGCUCCAGAUGAGCUUGUUGGAAUCUGGCACAGCAAAAGGACGUCUUAUACAUUAUCAUUCCACAAUUGACAAUGAACUCAUUAAAAACGCUGUUGGGACUAACAUAAGUGUAAAGAAGGGAGCCAAACCAAUGGCAUGUGAUGAGUGGCAGCAAUGGCAUUAUGACUAUGGCAUAUUCACUAUAUUGACUGCGCCAAUGUUUAUAUUCUCAUCGUCUAACCACAAAGGGUUAUUUCCAAUAACUAAAGAAAUUAAGAACCCGUGCAUCCCUUGUGAUCAAGAAUCUUCUUCUCCAAGUGGGCACACAUAUUUGGAAAUAUUUCAUCCAAGUAAAGACCAGACAUUUAUGGUGAAAGCACCUCCAGAGAGUUUAAUAGUGCAGGUUGGCGAAGCGGCUGAUAUACUAUCCAAGGGGAAGCUCCAAGCAACACUUCAUCGUGUAUGCAGACCAAAGGAACCUAAAAACUUGAGCAGGGAAACAUUUGUAGUUUUCUUACAGCCUCCAUGGAGCAAACAAUUCUCUCUCUCAGAUUACCCUCUUAACAAGCAAUUACACUCAAAUGAUCAUAGUUGCAGGUUUUGUACUGAGGAAAUGCUAAGUAGAGAAAAGAUAGAGUCAGAGACACUAAAUAUAUGUAGUAUUGUUCCACCACUUUCAUCAAGGUUAAGAGAUGGGAUGACAUUUGCUGAUUUUUCUCGUGCAACUACAAAUCAAUACUACGGAAGUAAUGGCUUGCAGUCAAGUAGAUAGCUCCAUGGUAUGAGUCCCUAUAAAAGUGUGUGUUAUUAUUUCUUAUAGUGGAUUGUAUAAAAAGUCCAGAGUUCAAGAUUGAAUCACAUGUUGGGGCAUCUGCCUGCAACGGGUUCUCUUUGCUUCUUAGGAGUACAUACUUGUUUAUGAGGUGAGGACUAGGAUUUUGAAAUGACCUAAUGAUGUGUUUCUUAUAGAGAAGUUUUGCCAUCUGUGCCAUAACUUAUAGUGAAGGAAAAUCAUUCACUAACAAGGUGUUUGGCCUGGGUAGCAGCGAACAUGGCUAUUUUAUUCUCACUAACAACUAGACGGCCUUUAGGCCCAUAUUUGUGGAUUCGAGUAUGGCUUUUGUUGAUCUUCGAAGACAGGCGUCAUGCAUACCAUCCGUCCUCACCGUGUGAUCUGAAAAUCAAAGGUCCUCGGUGUAUAAUGGUAUUAAGAUGUGGGAUGUGAAAAAAUGAGAGGUACAAAUAGUGGUGGACGCAGAAAAAUAGUCACGAGUCCCUACCAUAAUGUUAC
This is a messenger RNA of Cuscuta europaea, 1821 nucleotides long. The record is from the annotation of a GenBank genome assembly. Lineage: Eukaryota; Viridiplantae; Streptophyta; Magnoliopsida; Solanales; Convolvulaceae.